AUGUCCACCCAAGGUCUCUCCCGCGCCUUUGCGCGCUCCACCCCCAGAAUCUCCACGAUCUCAAGGGUUCCCCGCCAAUUGCGACUCCACAGCACUUACACGACGGCUUCCACAACCGUUCUCCCAACCUCAAUCUCAACACCACGUCGCCAAACAUCACCACAAACCCAAGGCCCCAUCGCCGGCUUCCAACAACGCCGCCAUGCCUCCCACAACAAACAUCCCGCGGGCUUCACCCCCCCUUCCCCCUCCGAUCUGACCGAGCUCCGUGAGCGCGUCCAAGAAUUCGUCCGCCGCUCGCUGCCCGAGACCCUCGCCUCCGAAACCGACAAAUCCAACGCCUUCCCCGCGCACAUGUGGCGCGCCCUCGGCGACGCCGGUCUCCUGGGCAUCACAGCCGACGAGGCCUACGGCGGAUUAUCCAUGGGCUACCAAGCGCACUGCAUCGUCAUGGAAGAGCUGUCUCGGGCCUCGGGGUCGAUUGCCCUUUCGUAUGCCGCGCAUUCACAGUUGUGCGUUAACCAGUUGAGUUUGAACGGUAACGCCGAACAAAAGGAGAAGUACCUCCCUGGCUUGAUUAGCGGGGAAAAGGUCGGUGCGUUGGCCAUGAGCGAGAGUGGAAGUGGAAGUGAUGUCGUCUCGAUGAGGACUACGGCGAAGAAGGUCGAGGGUGGGUAUAAGUUGAAUGGAAGCAAGAUGUGGAUCACCAACGGUCCGGACGCGGACGUUAUCGUGGUGUAUGCCAAGACGGAGCCGGAGGCUGGAAGCAAGGGGAUCACGGCUUUCAUUGUUGAGACCAAGGAUCUGGAGACGGGCAAGAAGGCGGAUGGGUUCGAGUGUCUGCGGAAGCUGGACAAGAUGGGCAUGCGCGGCUCCAACACGGGCGAGCUGGUGUUUGAGAACGUGUUUGUGCCCGAGGAGAAUGUUUUGGGUAAAGUAAAUGGUGGCGUGAGGGUGUUGAUGGAGGGCUUGGACCUGGAGAGGCUGGUUCUGAGCGCGGGACCGCUGGGUCUGAUGCAAGCGGCGCUGGACGUGGCCUUGCCCUAUGCGCACUCGCGCAAGCAGUUCGGCACCCCGAUUGCCCAGUUCCAGCUGUUGCAGGGCAAGUUGGCGGAUAUGUACACAAAGUUGCAGGCGUCGAGGGCGUACACGUAUACCACGGCCAAGACGGUGGAUGAGCAGGGCAUCAUCAAGACGCAGGACUGCGCUGGUGCUAUCCUGUACGCGGCGGAGAGGGCGACCGAGGUUGCUCUGGAUGCUAUUCAGAUCUUGGGUGGUAUGGGCUACAUGGAGGAGAUGCCGGUGUCGAGGAUCAUGAGGGACGCCAAGUUGUAUGAGAUUGGUGCCGGCACUUCGGAGGUGAGGAGGAUGGUCAUUGGAAGGGCUUUCAACAAGGAGUAUGCCCAUUUGGCUAAGAACUAG
This is a messenger RNA of Sordaria macrospora k-hell, 1422 nucleotides long. RefSeq lists its product as uncharacterized. Gene Ontology annotation, biological process: L-leucine catabolic process. NCBI's taxonomy places the organism in Eukaryota, Fungi, Ascomycota, Sordariomycetes, Sordariales, Sordariaceae. Gene Ontology annotation, molecular function: 3-methylbutanoyl-CoA dehydrogenase activity; flavin adenine dinucleotide binding. The record is from RefSeq and is a predicted model, not a curated record.